GAUUUUUGUCUGUAUUCGUCACAGUCUCUUUCGCAAUCACGGAUUGGUUACUUUAGGAGGGAAGCCUGCUAGAAGGUUUGAUUACCACCUCCUGCGCCCUCCCCGCACUUCGCCUUUCUCGUCUUCCCGCUUCUGCGCAACUCUGCCCGGCCUAACUACCUGUCCAAACCCCGUGUGUGUCUGUGUAUUUCCCGAAGAGAGCAAGUAGCAUGUCGGACUACGGCUCACCCGGGGCCGGAGCGGGCGCUGGAGGCAAAAAAGAUGCUUUCGCUGACGCCGUGCAGCGAGCAAGACAGAUUGCAGCGAAGAUUGGAGGAGAAGCUGGACCGCCAAGUAACAAUGGAGGAGGAGGAGGAGGAGAGGCCUUCCCAUUCCAAACACUGAAACGCUCUCUGGAGGAUGGAGACCAACCAGAUGCCAAGAAGAUGUCUUCCCAGGGGGACAGAGACUCAGCCACUGCUUUGUCUAUCGGAGCUCAACUGGCCGCCCUGUCUCAGCAAAGUGUCAGACCCUCCACUAUGACGGAAGAGUACAGAGUGCCAGAUGGCAUGGUCGGACUCAUCAUUGGUCGAGGGGGCGAGCAGAUCAACAAGAUCCAGCAGGACUCUGGCUGCAAGGUCCAGAUCGCUCCAGGUGAGCAACUAGACAGUGGUGGAAUGCCAGAGAGGAGUGUCUCCCUCACAGGAAACCCUGAUGCCAUCGCGAAAGCCAAGAUGUUUCUGGAUGAGAUUGUAUCUCGGGGGCGGGGCGCGCCUCCUUCCUCCUUCCACGAGUCGACCAAUGGGCAGAGUGGCUCCAUGCAGGAGAUGAUGAUCCCUGCUGGCAAGGCCGGCCUAAUCAUCGGCAAGGGAGGAGAGACCAUCAAACAACUACAGGAGCGUGCUGGGGUAAAGAUGAUCCUCAUCCAAGAUGGCUCCCAGCCACCCAACAUGGACAAACCCCUACGUAUCAUCGGUGACCCCUACAAAGUGCAGCAAGCGAAGGAGCUGGUGAAUGAGAUUCUGAGAGAGAGGGAUCACGCUGGCUUUGGAGACCGAAACAAUUUUGGCAACCAAAUGGGAGGAGGAGGAGGAGGUGGUGGUGGAGGCAUGGAUGUGCCCGUGCCCCGCCACUCUGUGGGUGUUGUGAUUGGUCGAAGUGGAGAGAUGAUCAAGAAGAUCCAGGCCGACGCUGGAGUCAGGAUACAGUUCAAACCAGAUGAAGAUGAAGAUGAAGAUGACGGUGCAGGUCCUGAUAAGAUAGCCCACAUCAUGGGCCCUCCAGACCGCUGUGAGCAUGCUGCCUCCAUCAUCAAUGAGCUGCUGCAGAGCAUCAGAGUCAGGGAGGAAGGAGGACAGGGGGGUCCUCCAGGUCCUCCUGGUACGGGGGGGAUGCCUCAGGGUGGGCAUGGCAGGGGGAGGGGCCAGGGGAACUGGGGCGGUCCUCCAGGAGGUGAGGUCACCUUCUCUAUCCCCGCCCACAAAUGCGGCCUGGUGAUUGGUCGGGGCGGCGAGAACGUCAAGGCCAUCAACCAACAGACGGGGGCCUUUGUAGAGAUCUCGCGCCAGCCUCCGCCCAACGGGGACCCCAACUUCAAACUGUUCAUCAUCAGGGGGUCCCCUCAACAGAUAGACCAUGCCAAGCAGCUCAUAGAGGACAAGAUCGAGGCUCCUCUGUGUCCUCUAGGGGGUGGGCCUGGUGGACCUGGUCCUGCUGGUCCUAUGGGCCCCUACAACCCCAACCCUUACAACCCAGGGCCUGGUGGUCCCGGAGGACCCCCACAUGGCGGCCCCCCAGGUGGUCAUGGUUACGGAGCCCCUCAGGGCUGGGGCAACACCUUCCAGCAGUGGCAGGCCCCUGGAGGGCCACACGACCCCAAUAAGGCAGCUGCAGACCCCAAUGCAGCGUGGGCAGCCUACUAUGCGCAGUACUACCAGCAGCAGCCAGGGGGAGCCAUGCCUGGCCAGGCCCCCAACGCCCCAGCAGCCGCCCCAGUCCAGGCAGACCCCUCUCAGGCAACCCAAACCCCUGGAGGACAGCCAGACUACACCAAGGCCUGGGAGGAGUAUUACAAGAAGAUGGGCAUGGCCCAGCCAGGUGGAGGUGCUGCAGCGGCGCCGGCUGCAGCUGUAGCUGUGGGAGGAGCCGGUGGUCAGCAGGACUACAGUGCAGCCUGGGCUGAGUACUACAGGCAGCAGGCAGCCUUCUACGGCCCUGGAGGGGCUCCGGGACAGGCUGCCACCCCUCAGCAAGGACAACAGGCCCAGUGAACCAGAUCCAGCCAGUCUCCAGCUAGUCAGAUGCAUGGACCGGGAGGACUGUCUCGUCACUGCAGCAGCAGACCCAUCCCAUCCAGCUCUCUGGACUUUUUAAAUGUUUUCUUCUGGGUUUGAGUCGUAAUUCAAUAUUUUUUUUUCUGGGUUUGACAGAAGCAAAACCUUACCUCCCUCCCUCAAAUACACUCCCAGUACCCCUCCCUCUUAUCCCAGUACCCCUUCUCCCCUAAAAAAUACCCCUAGUCUUUUUUUUUCUUUUUUUUCUUUUUUUU
Molecule: messenger RNA, 2527 nt
Organism: Coregonus clupeaformis (lake whitefish)
Lineage: Eukaryota; Metazoa; Chordata; Actinopteri; Salmoniformes; Salmonidae
Product: KH-type splicing regulatory protein
Exons: 21
Coding region: 210-2249 (679 amino acids)
Biological process (GO): regulation of DNA-templated transcription
Cellular component (GO): nucleus; cytoplasm
Molecular function (GO): mRNA binding
Source: RefSeq, a predicted model, not a curated record